AUGAUGAUGGACUGUGACGACCAACCGCAGCAGCACCGAAUGACAUAUCACACGCUGGACUAUGACCGCCUCCUGGAGGUGUCCACGGUCAAGUCCAAUGUGUUCAAGAACAUAGUGGAGGCCCUGAAGGUAGUCAUCACAGAGGCCAACCUGAUUUUCACACCCGAGGGGAUCCGGCUGGCUUCCGUGGAUACCCGCAAGUACGCCCUGAUCCAUCUGGGGAUCGACAGGGACGCCUUUGAGAUCUACCACGUCCCACACAAAGUGGUCGUGGGCCUGGACAUGAUCCAUCUCCACAAGAUCUUCCGCACGAUCGUGGCCAAUGACACCCUGACGUUCUUUGUGGACAAGUCCAACACCUCCAAGCUCGGCUUGCUAAUCAAAAACUCGGAGCGGAAGGCGGUCAACAAGUUUAUGAUCCCGAUGCUGCAGCUGCCAGAGUACGCUGUCUGCGACAUCCGCGAGUUUGAGCAUGCUCCGCCCGAGAUCCACAGUGGGGACUUUCAAAAGAUCUGCCGGGACAUUGCCUCCAUGGGGACGGAGGUUAUUGACAUCACCCUGUUCAAGAAGCAGCUGAUCUUCAGCAGCCGCGAGAGCGUGAUCGAGCAUGAGGUCCAUGUCGAUGUGCUGAACCACACGGCGAUGGGCGGAACCGGGGCGGAGACGGACAUUAUCCAAGGGACUUUCUUCCUCAAGUUUCUGGUGGGGUUCUCCAAGGCGGUGCACUUAUCUCCGCGGGUCCGCGUGAUGAUACAGAACAGCUGCCCGCUCAUACUAGAAUACCAGAUCGAAGCUCUGGCAAAGUCAUCCCUGAAGUACGUCUUGAGCCCCGUCAAGACGGGGGACAUGGGCGGGGCUGUCUGACCGCGCUAAUCUCCGCCCGCGAAGGGGGAAGGCCAGCCGCACCGAUCGCCGCGCAUGGCCAGCGCGACCUCCCGGACUCGGACAGGGAGCCCCACAUAAAAGCCGCAUCCACCGGCCUCCAGCAGCACCACACCACCAUCGACCAACGCACUCCAUUGAGCACUCUUCCACCAUUCAGCACCUUCAUCGCUACUACCAGCGCUACCACCAGCAACCGCUCCACGUCCGUCUUCUGACACCCCUCCUUGACUUUGCCAUUCUUGUAUCCGGCGCCUAUCU
Polychytrium aggregatum is the source of this 1143-nucleotide messenger RNA. RefSeq lists its product as uncharacterized. The coding region runs from base 1 to 864 and encodes 287 amino acids. The transcript has a single exon. Gene Ontology annotation, biological process: leading strand elongation; translesion synthesis; mismatch repair. Lineage: Eukaryota; Fungi; Chytridiomycota; Chytridiomycetes; Polychytriales. Gene Ontology annotation, molecular function: DNA polymerase processivity factor activity; DNA binding. Gene Ontology annotation, cellular component: PCNA complex. The record is from RefSeq and is a predicted model, not a curated record.